AUGCAUCUUGAGAAGGUACAUUCGACAGCCUAUGUAAUCGAUAUCACGGCACUUUUCAUCUCUCUACUCAACUUCUUACUCUGUCUGAUUGAAGCUGUGAAAGUUACCUAUUCUAUCGUUACGAAAAAUCGUGCCCGGCUUACAUCCGGACAGCCUUCUUUGCGCACGGAUCGUAUAUCUCUAUCCGCAAAAGUUGGCUCUUCGCCGAACAGCCGACCCAAUUCUUCGUUCCAGACGAGUAGACAGCUGGAAGAAUAUCUUCGUACAAGUCCACUGUGCGAAGAAUCGCCGUGCAACAGCAUACCGCCACAUUCAGCAUCGUUCGGACCCGAAGUCUCCGCCGCGUACAGUCUUAGACUUUCGCCGCCGUUUCGUUUUUUACGUUCCGGAAGCACAAAUUAUGAAAUGGGGACUGCUAUGUUCGCUGACGAGCAGGGAAAAUCGACAUCUGAUGAGAACAGUGUUGUCUCGCUGGUAACAGGAAGUCGUAUUGUGGCCACUGAAAAGCGCAUUUCUUUAUCGCCAAUUCCAUUGAAUUUGAUUGAUGCUGACAACGAACUGAUUAGUGGAAACGACAAAGGCGUUGCUAGCGACGGGACAGAUGUUGCACGAAAUGCUUACAACGAUAGCAUUACAUUUCGUGUCCAGUAUUUCAUAUUUUGCUUUGAUAGGUACAAAUUGGAUGCAGAAACCCUGGCUUUCGCGGAACGCAACUUACGCUCAUGGAUUUGUCAAACUAUACUGCGACCACUUAUUGCAAAAAUUGAUGAAGUUAAUGCAGUCCUUGCUAAGGUAUUUGUUUUUCCCGUGUUGUAA
Gongylonema pulchrum is the source of this 816-nucleotide messenger RNA. NCBI's taxonomy places the organism in Eukaryota, Metazoa, Nematoda, Chromadorea, Rhabditida, Gongylonematidae. The record is from the annotation of a GenBank genome assembly.